AUGGGUCUUCUCUACACCUUGGUCAUUCUGGGGCAACAAUACUGGUUGCACAUUCUUACCGUUGGACUCGUCCUUCGCCUCGCGCGCAACCGCUACAAACCCGUCCUCAGGGACAUCCCCGGGCCGUUCCUGGCGUCGCUGUCUGACCUCUGGCUCUUUGUCCAUUGUGUCCGCAGAAAGUCAAAUCAAGACUACCUGUUGCAUCGCAAAUACAACUCACCCCUCCUACGCCUGGGGCCCAACACCGUGUCUGUCUCGGACCCAGAGGCGAUUCGCAUCAUCUACGGAUGGAAGCGUGUCUUUCCCAAGAGUCGGCUCUAUAUCAGCCAGUACCAGACCACCAAGACGGGCGAGGUCAUCCACAAUCUCUCUUCGGAGAUAGACGAGGCGCAGCAUGCACGACUUCGCCGUCCCGUCGCACACGCGUACGCGAUGAGUACGCUAGUCGAGUUCGAACCCUUGGUGGAUUCAACGUCCAAAGCGUUCAUGGAGAUCGUCAAUGAACGCUUCGCCCAAACGGGCAAGAUAUGCCCCCUUGAUCGAUGGCUGCAGAUGUACGCCUUUGAUAUCAUCGGCGAGAUGACGUUCAGCAAACGACUGGGGUUUCUGGAAUCGGGACAUGAUGUAGAUGACAUGAUGCAUCACACCGCACGGGCGAUGGACUAUAUUGGCAUGGUGGGCCAACUGCCUACCCUGGACGAAUACCUUCGGAUCAAGAACGCAGUCCUGCGCUGGCUUCGCCCGUCCGACAACAUCACGCGGUGGACCGUCAGGCAGAUCCGGUCGCACAUCAAGAACGCCGACAACUCGUGCCCGGACUUCCUGACGCGCUUCCUGCAAGCCCGCGACAAGUACCCAGAGAUCAUGAACGAGGAGCAGAUCGAGGAGUACGCCAACACCAACGUCAGCGCGGGCUCCGACACGACCGCCAUAACCCUGCGCUCGCUCGUCUACGAGAUUCUGACGCACCCGGACGCGCACGCCCGCUUCAUGGGCGAGAUCCGUGCCACGCUGCAGGCGCGUCCGAGGGACGAGCACUACGACGACCCGAUCCGCUGGAACGAGGGCCUCAAGAUGCCAUUCUUCCAGGCCUGCAUCAAGGAGUGCCUGCGCUACCACCCGGCGCUGGGUCAGCUAAUCCCGCGCGACGUGCCGGCCGGUGGCGCCGAGAUCGCGGGCAAGUUCCUGCCCGAGGGCACCGUGGUCGGGUGCAACGCGUGGACCGUGCACCGGGACAAGGCGCUGUACGGGGAGGAUGCGGACGAGUGGGUGCCGGACCGGUGGCUGGGUCUGGACGAGGAGAAGGUCCGCCGCAUGGAGAACUUGAACUUUGCCUUUGGGGGCGGCUCGAGGCUUUGCAUCGGCAAGAACAUUGCCAUGCUGGAGAUGACCAAGUUUGUCACGGAGCUUUUCCGUCGCUACGAGAUCGAGUUGGUAGAUCCGAAACGUUGGAGUUUGCGCCCUGGCUGGCUGGUCGUGCAAGAGGGGCUGGAUGUGUACUUGAGGCCGAGGGACCCACAGAGCUUGCUCGAGGGGUAG
This is a messenger RNA of Phialemonium atrogriseum, 1539 nucleotides long. Its product is annotated as cytochrome P450. The transcript is spliced from 4 exons. The record is from RefSeq and is a predicted model, not a curated record. NCBI's taxonomy places the organism in Eukaryota, Fungi, Ascomycota, Sordariomycetes, Cephalothecales, Cephalothecaceae. Gene Ontology annotation, molecular function: monooxygenase activity; oxidoreductase activity, acting on paired donors, with incorporation or reduction of molecular oxygen; heme binding. The coding region runs from base 1 to 1539 and encodes 512 amino acids.